Messenger RNA from Hordeum vulgare subsp. vulgare (domesticated barley), 1340 nucleotides. Its product is annotated as dof zinc finger protein 5. NCBI's taxonomy places the organism in Eukaryota, Viridiplantae, Streptophyta, Magnoliopsida, Poales, Poaceae. The record is from RefSeq and is a predicted model, not a curated record. Gene Ontology annotation, molecular function: DNA binding; DNA-binding transcription factor activity. The transcript has a single exon. Gene Ontology annotation, biological process: regulation of DNA-templated transcription. Bases 391 to 999 code for a protein of 202 amino acids.
AUCCCGCUAGUGCUCCAACAAGAACAAGGCAAGAGGAUUUAUAUAACCCGGAGAUUCCCCUCGAUGGAACCACAGGCUCCACAUGCAAAUCAUCAAAUCAAAAUCGACCCAUCCGCAAACCCACGCAGCCGCAAGCAAACUGUGUGUGUGCGCGUAACAUAUUUGCCCCUUUUCCUCUUGCGGUCCAACCCACGUACUACGCAGCGCUUUACUCUCUUGUGUGAUGAGUGAGUGGCCUAUCUAUCUAUCCAUCCAUCAGCUCAGCUGCUGCCUGCUGGGCAUUUAAGUAGCAACGACCGACCCCCGCCUCCUCCUCCCCAUCGCUGCUCCGCCCCCGUCUCCCACUCUCCACUCCUCUCUCUCUCUCUCUCUCUCUCUCUCUCCCGUCGCAUGCUCUCCCACGUCGAGAUGGCACCCGCGGGGGCCGCCGGCGGCUUCAAGCUCUUCGGCAAGGUCAUCACGCAGUGCGUCGAGGGGACCCAGGCCUCGCCCUCCCCGUCCCCGUCGGCGUCGCCCGUGUUCGCCGCGCAGGACGAGGACCGGCGGCUGCACGGCGAGACGGACCGGACGGCGAUCAAGCGGGAGGCGGCGGACAUGGAAUCCUCGCGUCAGCAGCAGCAGGGAGCGGAGGCGUCGCGGCGGACGCAGCUGCAGGAGUCGGCGGAGGCGCGCGCGGCCGCGGCGCCGCUGCCGUGCCCGCGGUGCCGGAGCCGGGAGACCAAGUUCUGCUACUUCAACAACUACAACGUCAACCAGCCGCGCCACUUCUGCAAGGCCUGCCACCGCUACUGGACGGCCGGCGGCGCGCUCCGCAACGUGCCCAUCGGCGCCGGCCGCCGCAAGAACCGCCCGCUCGGCCCCAUCGCCACCGUCGCUGGCCACCACCACCGCGCCGCCGCCGGCUUCGUCCUCGGCUUCCCCAGCCCUUCCUCCUCCCCCACCUCCCCCUCGCCCGUCUACGCCGACCGGUGGCAGCUCGGCCCGGACCCCCGCUUCUGAUCCCGCCCACCAUUCAUCGAUCCGUCUCCGGCCGAUCGAACAGACUCGGGCUUGGAAGAUAGAGUUUGGUUUGACCCGCUGAAUCGUGACGCGACGGGAAGCCUUAGCUUGUGCCCGAAGCCUUACACAAGACAGGGAAAAAGGCGGCUCCUUCUUCCAUUUGCUACGCUAGCUUCUCUCUUGUCAUCAAUUCCUAAGUACCAGUAGUUUGUUUCCUUCCCCUGGUUUCUUCUUCUUGGCUUGGUUUAUCAGGUUGCGUCGCCUGUGCAAUGUAAAAUGGAACCGAUCAGGUUGCGCGGUAGUAGCAUCAAGUUGCAAAAACAUGUCCCAUUCCCAUGGUA